Molecule: messenger RNA, 2194 nt
Organism: Leptinotarsa decemlineata (Colorado potato beetle)
Lineage: Eukaryota; Metazoa; Arthropoda; Insecta; Coleoptera; Chrysomelidae
Product: nose resistant to fluoxetine protein 6
Molecular function (GO): acyltransferase activity, transferring groups other than amino-acyl groups
Source: RefSeq, a predicted model, not a curated record
CCCAUUCGGUGAAAAGAUGAACAGAUUAUUAUUUCUAAUAGUGCUGUCUGUGCUUCUUCAAAAUAUUUUCUCAAUGAUCACAAAAAAAACUUCGCCAACUCCUAUUUUAUCCAAAGAUGAAAAAAAUAAUAGUUCAGAAAAUAACACGAGCCCCACCUCAGCUUCAGAACAGGACAUGUCUACGAGAAGAGCUGUAAAGUUGACAACACGACAGGGCAUAUUGAUGAACCAAAUAUUGGCAGUCUACGCCUUGGACCAUGUACAGAAUAAACUGUGUGCUAACCAUACCAGAGAAUUUAAAAAAGGGCUGAGAUCGUUUGAGCCAUGGGCACUUCAAAUGUUUGAUUCUUCCUCCAAACUACAGGGUGGUAUUUUACUUGGCAACCUAGUGGACUUUGGUUCUUUUUCGCAGUGCAUCAAAAUAUACCAGAACACCGAUUUUGGGCCAAUUUACGGAAAACAUUGUCUACUUAAAAUAAAACCAAGCGUUCCACUCAUCAAAACGGUGUUGGCUUUCAGAAAUGUUUCGGAAAAGAGGUUUAGAAAAGUAUAUAGCAUGGUUGAAAUGACUGAAAUCGGUUGGUCAGUUUGUUUGCCGCACUCCUGUCCAAGAGAUGAUAUUUUAAGACACUUCAACAAGACAUUAAUCGAGAUGGCAGAGGGUUUGGAUCUCGAAGUAAAUUUGGAUGAAAGUUACUGCAACAGCAUUCUGGAUCAACCUGUCAUGGAGAGGAGCCAGUACGUUGUAUUAUCAAUUUUCUCAAGUUUCAUAAUCAUAGGCGUCGUAAGUGGAAUAAUAGAUUAUCGAGCUGGUUCAGAUCACAACAGCAUAUUCUUGGAUACUUUUUCUGGAUACGCCAACAUGCAAAGAGUUCUAAAAACGGGCACUGGAAAGAAAGAAAUGGACUUUCUGCACGGGUUGCGGAUUUUGAGUUCUUGUUACGUUGUAGUAGGGCACAGAUACAUCAUGUACAUUAUGUUUCCUGUCAUAAAUCAACUGGAAGAGCUAGACUGGAUCAUCCGGUAUUCCAGUACUCUGAUCCUUGGUAGUACCGUAAGCGUAGAUUCAUUCUUCAUGACUAGUGGGAUGCUGGUUUCUCUUGGAUUUUUCGAAUACGUCUCGAAAACUGGCAGUUUCAAUUUGGCGCUGUUUUAUUUACAUAGAUAUUUGCGGAUAACACUACCUUUGGCUCUGGUAGUGCUGUUCUAUGCCACUUUGCCCCAGUUUUUGGGAAGCGGGCCUGUACUUCAUAAUGUCUAUGUAGAUCAUCAGAAAUUCUGCCAGGAUUAUUGGUGGUCGACGCUUUUGCACCUCCAGUCUUAUGUCAACCCAGAUAAGUUGUGCAUUUAUCCAGUUUGGUAUCUAUCUUGCGAGGUGCCAUUCUAUUUCUUGUCUCCAGUCAUUCUGUACCCACUUUGGAAAUAUCCCAGACUAGGAUAUGUGAUAAUCGUCCUAUUGUUCAUCUCAUCUAUGGCCAGUAGUUUUUAUUACGCGUGGAUAAAUGAAUAUGCAGGUGAAAUGCUGCCUGUAACGAACCAACUGUUCAAAACGAAAUAUUUCUCAAAAUAUUAUAUAGCCCCGCACAUUCGGGCGGCUCCAUAUAUAAUAGGUCUCACUUUUGGAUACGUUAUAUUUAAAACCAAGGAGAAAGAAAUUGCAUUUGGUAGAGCUAUGAAUGUCGUACUCUGGAUUAUUUCCUCAGUACUCAUGAUUACAGCGAUGCUUGGAUGCCACUUUUUCUAUCUGGAGUCUCACGAUUACAACAAACUGGAAUCAAGUGCAUAUUUGACCUUUUCCAGGACUGCCUGGACUGUAGGAUUAGUUUGGAUCAUGUGGUCUUGCAUGCAUGGACAAGGAGGAGUCAUGAAUGAUUUCCUAUCUGCCCACAUCUUCAAAGUUUUAAGUAGAAUCACCUACGGGAUAUUUCUGAUCCACAGUAUUGUCCAAUUGUACAAGUGUGGAUCAGCCAAAGUACCCAUGUCUUUUUCUGAUGUUAACGCGAUAUACGACGCAAUGUCAGACUUAUUCAGCUCGUUCAUCCUGGCUUUCCUCUUCACCAUAUUCUACGAGCUGCCUCUAAUUCGGGUAGAAGGAAUUCUUUUCAAACCAAGUAAAAAAAAAGUUCACCAAUCCAAAUGAGGUGUCGUAGCUGUAUUGGCGACCUAUUAACUAGUAAAUGUUAUAGCUUCUGAA